UUUGCAUUAUAAGCUCUCGUGUCUGCUCUCCACGGAAAAGACCAAACACAAGGAGGGGAAAAAAAAAGCAGACAUGGGGAGCGCAAAACCAAGAGUCGAUGAGAGCGGCCGAACCUUGAUCAUCGGCUCGACUGGGUUCAUUGGGCGGUUCGUGGCGGAGGCGAGCCUGGAGUCCGGUCGGCCCACGUACCUUCUGGUCCGGGGUGGUCUCGUGAGCUCCUGCAAGGCGAAAGCCAGUGCUAUCAUGUCUCUAAAAGAGAAAGGAGCCAUCAUACUUGAGGGAUCAUCAAAUGACAAAGCGACGAUGGAAAAGAUGUUGAAGGACCACAAGAUUGAGAUUGUGAUAUCAACAAUCGGUGGGGAAAGCAUUUUAGAGCAGCUCGUUCUUGUUGAGGCCAUUAAAUCAGUUGGCACUAUUAAGAGGUUUAUGCCAUCUGAAUUUGGGCACGACAUCGACCGAGCAGAGCCGGUGGAACCCGGGUUGGCCCUGUACAAGGAGAAGAGGGAAGUGAGGAGGCUGACCGAAGGCUUGGGUGUGCCCUACACCUACAUCUGUUGCAACUCCAUCGCGGCUUGGCCUUACCACGACAACACCCAUCCUGCUGACGUUCUCCCGCCGUUGGACUGCUUCCACAUCUAUGGCGACGGGACUGUCAAAGCUUAUUUCGUGGCGGGCAGCGAUAUAGGGAAGUUCACUAUGAAAUGUCUCGACGACGAUCGAACCCUGAAUAAGACGAUCCAUUUUCGACCUUCCACAAAUCUCCUGAACGUCAAUGAGCUUGCAACCUUGUGGGAGGAGAAAAUAGGGCUCAAGCUCCCAAGAGUUACCGUAACUGAAGAUGACCUUCUUUCUGCUGCCAAAGAAAUGGUGAUCCCACGAAGUAUAGUGGCCGCGCUAACCCAUGACAUUUUCAUAAAGGGAUGCCAAAUCAAUUACUCUUUGGACAAGCCGACCGAUGUCGAAGUGACCUCUUUGUAUCCCGACAUACCUUUUAGGACGGUCGAUGAAUGUUUUGGUGAAUUUGCUAAGAAGAUUGCGGAUGUGCCUAAGGCAGUCGAGAAUUCAGGAUAUAAAGUUGGUAUCUUUUCGCCCGAGUCUAAGCCGGAAGCUUUGGUUUUGACUGCUUAAAAUGGUGUUGUGCUGUCCAAGUUUACUGCGAUUGCGUCAUCAUGAUGAUGACUUAAUUGAUCUAGCAUUCUUCAUGUUCGGUUCUGAUCAUGUCCCUUGUGUCCUCCAAGAUGGUAUUGGUUGGUGAGACUUUAACUCAUGUUCUUGAGAAAGACUUGCCAUGGAAAUUCAACCCUUCGAAAUAAGAUUUAUUGUCCGUUGUUUAGAA
Messenger RNA from Eucalyptus grandis, 1337 nucleotides. Its product is annotated as leucoanthocyanidin reductase. The record is from RefSeq and is a predicted model, not a curated record. NCBI's taxonomy places the organism in Eukaryota, Viridiplantae, Streptophyta, Magnoliopsida, Myrtales, Myrtaceae. Gene Ontology annotation, molecular function: oxidoreductase activity. The transcript is spliced from 5 exons. Bases 74 to 1129 code for a protein of 351 amino acids.